Molecule: messenger RNA, 3444 nt
Organism: Pseudophryne corroboree (corroboree frog)
Lineage: Eukaryota; Metazoa; Chordata; Amphibia; Anura; Myobatrachidae
Gene: AARS2
Product: alanyl-tRNA synthetase 2, mitochondrial
Exons: 22
Coding region: 78-3032 (984 amino acids)
Biological process (GO): alanyl-tRNA aminoacylation
Cellular component (GO): cytoplasm; mitochondrion
Molecular function (GO): alanine-tRNA ligase activity; aminoacyl-tRNA deacylase activity; nucleic acid binding
Source: RefSeq, a predicted model, not a curated record
GCGCAUGCUCGGCAUACAUCAAAACGGAACUGACGUCACCAACUCGGUGACCAUCACGUGUCCUUGCCAAUCGAAAGAUGGCGGCCGCCAGGAGGCUACUCCAUGCCCCUGUAGCUUGGAUACAUUACGGCCGUCGCCCUCUAUCUUCGGCCUCCUCCCCGAGCUCAGCAGCCAUCCGCAGCACCUUCUUGCGCUAUUUCGAGGAGCAGAAUGGACACAGACACGUCCCGUCCUCCUCCGUCCGGCCCCGGGGAGACCCCAGUCUGCUCUUCGUGAACGCCGGCAUGAACCAGUUCAAGCCCAUCUUCUUAGGCACAGCGGACCCCCGCAGUGAGAUGUCGCAGUACCGCAGAGUGGUGAACAGCCAGAAGUGUGUCCGGGCUGGAGGGAAGCACAAUGAUCUGGAGGAUGUGGGGAGGGAUUCCUACCAUCACACUUUCUUUGAGAUGUUAGGAAACUGGUCAUUUGGAGAUUACUUUAAGGAAGAUGCCUGUAGGAUGGCCUGGGAGCUUCUCACUCAGGGUUACCAGAUCCCCGCUGAGCGCCUCUAUGUCACGUAUUUUGGUGGCGACCCAGAGCUGGGUUUAGCAGCAGACGAGGAGACCAAGGAGAUUUGGCUGAGCCUGGGUAUAUCACCAUCACACCUGCUGCCCUUUGGUCUAAAGGAGAAUUUCUGGGAGAUGGGGGAGACGGGUCCCUGUGGCCCCUGCACCGAGAUUCACUAUGAUCACGUGGGUGGCCGGAAUGCUGCUGCUCUGGUGAACCAGGACAGCCCGGAUGUUGUAGAGAUAUGGAACCUGGUGUUCAUGCAGUAUAACAGAGAGGCGGACAGAAGCCUGAGACUGUUACCGCACCGUCACGUGGACACAGGGAUGGGACUGGAGAGACUGGUGACCGUCCUCCAAGGCAAGCGCUCCAACUACGCCACAGACCUGUUCACACCCAUCCUGAGGGCCAUUGAGAAGGGCUCCCAGGCUCCCCCAUACCGGGGCAUGAUGGGAAGAGAGGACUGCAAUCACGUGGACAUGGCAUACCGUGUGGUGGCGGAUCACAUCCGGACGCUGUCUGUCUGUAUUGCUGACGGAGUAUACCCCGGCAUGUCCGGAGCAGAACUGGUGUUGCGUCGUAUCCUACGCAGAGCUGUCAGGUUCUCCUCCGAGCUUCUCCGGGCCCCUCCUGGCCUCCUGUCUUCUCUGGUCCCCACCGUGGUGGAGAUUCUGGGAGAGACAUACCCAGAGCUGGUGAGGGAACAAUCACAGAUUAUGAGAAUUAUUAAUGAAAACGAGGAGGCAUUUCUGAUAUCUCUCCAGCGCGGGAGCCACAUCAUAGACCGCACACUUCAGGAAGAGGGGUCUCAGAAACCUUUCCCGGUGAACGUGGCCUGGUCUCUGUACAGGAACUUGGGCUUCCCCCUGGAUCUCAUUACCCUGAUGCUGGAGGAGAGAGGAUCUUCCCUGGAUAAGGCUGCCGUAGAGCAGCUUGCGGUGGAAGAGGCAGAGAUGAAGGUCAGGAACCAGCAGGCGGAUAAAGCCGCAGCCGUCCUGCAGCUGGAUGUCCACUCUCUGGCCGAGCUACAACGCAGGGGGGUCACUGGCACCAAUGAUUCACCAAAGUAUGACUACCAUCUGGCGGCUGAUGGUAGAUACGUGUUUAGCCUCUGUCAGGCCACCGUGCUGAUGCUGUACAGGGACCAGUCGCUGCAGACUGAGGUUGGUGGGAAUCAUCGCUGCGGUGUCAUCCUGGACCGGACCUGUUUCUAUGCGGAGCAGGGUGGGCAGAGCUCUGACCUGGGGUACUUUGUACGACAGGGAGAACAGGAUGUUCUGUUCCCGGUGGAGUCUGUACACAUGGCAGGGGGUUACGUGUUGCAUGAGAUUAUUGCAACAGAACCUCUGAGGGUCGGGGAUCAGCUUCUGCUGUUUCUGGAUGAGGCCCAGCGGCUGGCAUGCAUGAUAAAGCAUACAGCCACCCAUCUGCUGAACUUUGCCCUGCGCCAGGUGCUAGGGGAGAGCACGUCACAGCGAGGGUCUCAUGUUACGGCAGAUCGUCUCCGGUUUGAUGUUAGCGUCACGGGUCCGGUGAGCAGCCGGCAGCUGCAGGAGGUUGAGAAGCUGCUGCAGAAUCUGAUUGCACAGGACCAGGAGAUUCACACUGCACAGCUGCCGCUCUCCGACACUAAACGUAUCCAGGGUCUCCGCACUGUGGAUGAGGUGUACCCGGAUCCUGUGCGCGUUGUAUCGGUUGGUGUUUCCACGGAGACAUUAUUAAAUCCGAGCUCUACGGCUGCUCGCCAGACAUCAGUAGAACUUUGCUGCGGCACGCAUUUGCUCAGGACAGGAGCCAUCGAGGACAUAGUCAUAGUGUCUGAAAAACCACUUGCCAAAGGGAUCGUUCGUCUCAUCGCUGUUACUGGGGAAGAAGCCAAACAGGCGCGUGAGAUGGGACAGGCGCUGUGGCAGGAUGUGGAGUCCAUCACUGAGCGAAUGAAGACCAGGCCGUCGUCUUUCAGCGAAGUUCAGCAGUUGUCCAAGGAGAUCGGACUCCUGACCGAUAGCGUGGAAAACGCCACCGUUCCUCAGUGGCUGAGGAAGGAACUGCAGGAAUCUCUCAAGUCUCUACAGAGAUCUGCUAACACAGCGUUACGCAAGGUGGAAGAGAGACUGGCUGCAGAGAAAGUUCAGGGCCUCGUGGAGAAGCACUCCCAUCAUCCACUCAUUCUGGAUUCUGUGCAGGUGGAGACACUUCCGGUGCUGGUGAAGCUGGUGAAACAGCUGUGUGACAGGUGUCCGGGGUCAGCGGUGAUGCUUCUCAGCAGACAGAGCUCCGGGAAAGUGCUGUGUGCGUGCCAGGUCACAAAGGGGUCCACGUCUGGCCUGUCAGCCGCAGAGUGGGCUAUAGCGGUGUGUUCCGCAAUGGGAGGAAAAGCCGGUGGCACCGACGUUGUGGCCAAGGGAACAGGGACAUGUGAGACCCUGGAAGAAGCUCUGGAAGCAGCUGUACAGUUUACACAGAUAAAGCGGCGGUCCGACUAGCAUAACACGCUACCUGCAGGAGAAAAGUAGCCCCUGGUCCUGAGCCAACAUGUGUGGGACAUGGGAAGGUCAUACAUGUGUCAUUACUGCUGCUGGAAGUGAGGGGAUAUGAGAUGAAGUCUAUUCUAUAAUAGUGAGGCGUGUUCCAGACGGAUGUUCAGUCAACUCCAUAUCAGCUCUGUGAGCUACAGGUAAAUCUACACGUAUACAGGAAGCCACACGUGUAGAUUAACCCCAAGUGACAGUAGUUGUAAUAAUCAUUGCAGCCAUUAUUGGCAAUCGAUUACUACUCCCUGGUUCAAUACAUUAGCAAUCCUGGGACUCGUCAUUCAUUCUUGGCCAGUGAUCCUGCAAGUUAUCUGCUAUAAUUAUAUUUUUGUUUUAUAUAUUUAUAUAAAUAUAUUAUAUUAUA